UGUUGCCGUCUUCAGCACCGGCGCUUAUCUGCCUGACCCCUGUGGUGCCUCAGCAACAAUCUUCAAAGCCGAUUCGUCUCAGAGAAAGAUGAAGAUAUUGGGCAAGGUUGCUUUCUUGCUUUUGCUCGGGGGAAUCUGGGGUCAGAACAACCGUAAUGCUAAAGCUGGUGGCAAGUCCACCAAGAAGUCUGGUGGAAACCAAGGAGGUGAUGUUGGCCAGUCUCUCCCUGUGGUUGAUCUGACUCAUGGAAGCACUGGAAGCACUGGAAGCACUGGAAGCACUAGAGGCAUAGGAAGCACGAGAGGCACUGGAGGCACAGCUGAAGCAGCACAGGAGGGUGCUGCAGGGGCUCGAGCCGCUGGACAACAGACAGAUGAUAUGAGGCUGCAAUUCCUCAAGAACACCCAAGUGACAUGUAAUGAUGGAACAGCAGCUGGGUUUUACCUAAAGGAGUUCAGAGGAAGCCGCCGAUGGCAGUUAUUUCUGGAAGGUGGCUGGUGCUGCCACAGCAAAGAGACCUGUGAUUCCAGGUACCAAAAUAUACCCCGACUAAUGAGCUCAUCGAGGUGGCCCCAAACAAAAAGAGGAACUGGAAUAUUGUCUUCUACAGCGGAGGAAAACCCACACUGGCAUAAUGCAAACAUUGUAUUCAUCCCGUACUGUUCCAGUGAUGUGUGGAGUGGCACUGGGCCAGCCCCGACCCCUCCUCCAAGGCCACGACAAGCUGAGUACACCUUCAUGGGAUCCCUGAUCAUCCGCGAGGUCAUCAAAGACCUCAUCCCCAAAGGAAUCAAGCAGGCCAAGGUUGUCAUGCUGUCUGGCACGAGUGCUGGUGGAACAGGUGUUUUGCUAAACAUUGAGAGGGUGGCCAGUCAGCUGGAGCAGCUCGGUGCAGAGGCUCAGGUUCGAGGCCUCGUGGACUCUGGGUGGUUUCUAGAGAGUAAACAGCAGAGAUCACCUAACUGCCCCGAGACUAUUUCCUGCUCACCUGAAGAUGCUAUUAAGAUAGGACUCAGGCUGUGGAAUGGGGUUGUGCCUGAUAGAUGUCGGCAGCUCUAUAAGAGAGGAGAGGAAUGGCAGUGCUUCUUUGGCCACAAACUGUACUCUACCUUGACCUCCCCUCUGUUUGUCGUGCAGUGGCUGUUUGAUGAGGAGCAGCUGAGAGUGGAGAACAUCUACAUGGGAGGACAGAGUCUGUCCGAGGAGCAGUGGCAGUACAUACAGAACCUGGGCUGGGAGCUCAAGAACUCACUGACAGAUGUCACGGCUGUGUUUGCUCCGUCCUGCCUCUCCCACACAGUGAUUACUAAAAGCAACUGGUUGAGUUUCCAAGUUAAAGGCACGUCUCUGCCACGGGCCCUGCACUGCUGGGACAGGAGUCUGGAGGCCACACGCAACAACAGAACCCCUGCUAAAGGCUGUCCUUUCCACCUGGUGGACAGCUGCCAGAGGCCCCAGUGCAACCCCACCUGCCCAGCCUUGGUGGACCAGGCCACUCAGCAGGAGCUCACGCUGCUCCAGAUGCUGGUAGCCAUGGGACUUGACCUCCAGAAGCUGGGCCUGGAUCCCCAGGGAGACGCAGAUUCUCUGGCCAGCAUGGUCAGCAAUGGUGGCUAAGUGUAAACAUGGAUAGCAGCUUAAGAGAUUAAGCCAUUAAAAGGCUUAAUAGAGGAAAGAAUGUGUUGAAGUUUUAAUGUAACCA
Molecule: messenger RNA, 1703 nt
Organism: Perca flavescens (yellow perch)
Lineage: Eukaryota; Metazoa; Chordata; Actinopteri; Perciformes; Percidae
Gene: notum2
Product: notum pectinacetylesterase 2
Exons: 13
Coding region: 89-1618 (509 amino acids)
Biological process (GO): protein depalmitoleylation; negative regulation of canonical Wnt signaling pathway
Molecular function (GO): palmitoleyl hydrolase activity
Source: RefSeq, a predicted model, not a curated record